CGCACUGUCCCACUAAAAACUCCCAUUGCAGUUCCAAUUGGAAAAUGAGCAUGGUCGACUAUCGCUUGUAUUUGUGCAGCAAGUGCUGCCGGCGCUGCCUGUGGCACGAGCUGUCCCCCCAGGAGCAUCGCUGCGCACGCUGCCGGCUGCCGCUGCAGUCCUGCGAGAUCUGUGAUCGCCGCUUCGAGCCGCGGGAUCGGGAGGAGCUCUACUGCAAGCGCUGUGACUUCCAUUUAAUAAAGCAGGCCUCGCAUACGCCGCCGCCAGUUCUGGAGCUGGAUCUGGAUACGGAGACGGAACCGGAAACGGAAGCGGAGCCUGAUCUAAUAGAACCGCCACGCGUCCGCUCGAUGGCACAGCGCUGGAGGGACAUCAAGUCGGCAGCGGGCAUCGAGGACGAUCCAUGUUUCCUUGAGUGAUGUCCAGGCUAGGGUAUUGUUUCCUUGACCCCAAGUGCUCCACAAAAAUAUAUACAUAGCGCUGCUAUGAUCACACUUCAAUCCCUGCUCCAUUUGGGCAACUUACAUGCGGUCGAGCGUGGGUGCAUUAAGACCUCCAGCUCAUUAUAAUCAGUUUGUAGCAUCCGGAUUGGGGUCACAUUAUUGGGGCUGUGCUGCACGCUGAUGGGCUUCGAUGGGUCGGCGUCUGUAACAUCAAACGGCUCUGCACACAGUACACAGUCCUUAAAAUGGAUUAAAAUUUCAUUUAAAUUUGCAUU
Drosophila arizonae is the source of this 718-nucleotide messenger RNA. RefSeq lists its product as uncharacterized. The record is from RefSeq and is a predicted model, not a curated record. Lineage: Eukaryota; Metazoa; Arthropoda; Insecta; Diptera; Drosophilidae.